GCCUGCUCCCUCUCACCCUCCUCCUCCUCUUCCUUCUCUCCGUCCGACAAUGCGAGCACCAACUAAGGAUUUAUAAUUUCUUCAUCCACUCUGCAUCGUUUCUUCCUCCUCUUCCUCACGGACUGUUCCAGUGAUGUCGCCACGUCCACAGAUCUGAUCCAUCAGGUUGAGUCGAAACAGGAACAGAGAUAAAAUCCACCCCUGACACCGACUCCCAGGACCGUCCCACCGUCCACCCCCGAACCCAACCUCCCCUCACCCCUCUCACAGCUCCAGGGCUCUCCAAGGGUUCCUCGCCGGGUUCUCCAAAGGGUUCUCUGUGGUGUUCUGGAAAGCUCCAUACGCCUCGGGGCCUCGGACCUUCAUGCGUCUCCCAGCGGCAGAGUCCACCCACACCUCCACCCACCACACCACCACCACCACCACCAUGAGCUGUGAACAGGAGUUUGGAGACGGGGCCAUGGGAGUCACGCUCACACUGCGCCUCCUCAUGCACGGAAAGGAAGUAGGAAGCAUUAUCGGCAAGAAAGGAGAAACAGUGAAGAGAAUACGAGAAGAGAGCAGCGCGAGGAUCAACAUCUCAGAGGGCUCCUGUCCAGAGAGGAUCAUCACCAUCACGGGUCAGACGGACUGCGUGUUCAGAGCCUUCACCAUGAUCACGUUCAAACUGGAGGAGGACCUGACAGCCUUGGUAGCCAACGGCACGGUGACCAGCAAGCCUCCGGUCACCUUACGGCUGGUCAUCCCGGCCAGUCAGUGCGGCUCCCUCAUCGGCAAGGGCGGGUCGAAGAUCAAGGAGAUCAGAGAGACGACAGGUGCCCAGGUGCAGGUGGCAGGUGACCUCCUCCCAAACUCCACAGAGAGAGAGGUGACGAUAUCAGGGAGCCAGGACGCCAUCAUCCAGUGUGUCAAACUCAUCUGCACGGUCAUCCUAGAGUCUCCGCCAAAGGGAGCAACUAUUCCGUACCGACCCAGCCCGACCCCAGGAACUGUGCUGCUGGCAGGAAACCAGGUGUUCGAGGCGUCAGACUUUGGCUCUCACCCUCUGUUCUCUGUGGCGCAGGGAGGAGUGGACCUGCAGCAAACAUAUGCAGUACAGAGUCACUACGGCAUUCCACAUUCAGAGUUAGCAAAGCUCCACCAGUUGUCGAUGCAGCAGCAGGGCCUGGCCCCCAUCAGCCAAUCAGCUACACAAGUUCUACCUGGAGGGAUGGACACCAACUCCCAAACCACGUCUCAGGAGCUCCUCAUUCCAAACGAUCUGAUUGGCUCAAUCAUCGGUCGCCAGGGCACCAAGAUAAACGAGAUCCGGCAGGUGUCGGGGGCUCAGAUCAAGAUCGGCAGUCAGAUCGACAGCACCAGUGACCGUCACGUCACCAUCACCGGCACACCGAUAGCCAUCAACUUGGCUCAGUACCUGAUCACUUCAUGUUUAGAGACCGCCAAAUCCACCGCCCAGUCCUCCUCCAUGCCGUCUCCCGUUGACCUGACCAUGAGCUUCACCCAGCCCGCCCCCCCUGCCUCGUCCUCCUCCUCCUCCCCCCUGGCAGCGAUGGGCGCCGCACUGCCCCACGCUCAAAUGCUGGGCGCUCCCUACGCCCUCCCCCUCUCCAGCCUCCUGGGAAUGAAAUCCAUCCCUUACCUGGCACUCUCCACCCCUCCUGCCUCAGCAGCAGCGGCGGCGGCGGCGGCUGCAGCCAUCGGGGCUCCCAUGUUACCAGGUUCGAUGCAGACGGCGGCGACGGCAGCCGUUCCGGUUCAGGCUCACGCGGCGGCGGCCCUGGCAUCCUACACGGCCAAGAUCUCGUCCUCAGCCAACGGGAUGAAGAAGCCGGAGAGACAGAAGUUUGCGCCGUACUGAUGAGGGAGAGGGAAUGAGAGGAUGAGUUUGCAUCACUGAGGUAGCUUCUGAGGAUGAGGCUGGUUUUUAGAUGGAAGGGCACUUCUUAUUUUCCUUCUUUUGUUAUUUCACUUCACUUUCUUCCUCUGCCUCUCCAUCUCUUAUUCCUGUCUGGUGUCAAAGUGGGAUCAUUGGAUGAUUUAUGAUGUGAUGAUAAUGACAAUAAGGUUUAUCUUGGGGUUCGUUGCACUGAGCCACGCCGUGUACGUCUGUAAGCAGCACUGAGUCUUGAUUAGACCUGUUUCAUGAGGCCUCCACGCUGACUGACGAGAGCCGUAAUGGGAGGCAGUGUGUUUCCAGGUUGUCCAUACCUACAUACACCCACACAUACACCAGUCCGUCCAUCCCAUUCUCAUGAACACGAUAUCUCAAAACCACCUUGAGGGAAUUUCUUCAAAUUUGGCACAGACGUCCAUUUGGACCGAAAAAUACACUGAUUAGAAUUUUGUGAUUGAACGUCAAAGGUCACUGUGACCUCACAAAAUAUGUUUUCAGCCAUAACUCAAGAAUUUAUACUCAUUAUGACAAAACUUCACACAAAUGUCGAACAGAAUAAAAUGAUGCAGUGAUGACCUUUUACAUCCAAAAGGUCAAAGGUCAGCUUGACUGUGACAUCAUUAUGUUUUAACGUCAUAUCUCAGGAACAGAAGGGGAGACAUUUGGUCAGAUACUGAAUUGGUGACUCUAAUCUUGAAACUGUGCUGAUUGUAUAGAUCUUCUGUGUGUGAAGCAUCCAUGUUUUCACUGACAUGGAUGGAGACUGUCAGAGACACUGGACUGGUGGGCGGAGUCAGGCUACAGUGCAAACAUGUCAUCAUGGCUUGGCACAGUGCGGCCAAAGAGGAAAAACCUUAAUGUAAACUACAAAAAAACUAUGAAAAACUCGUCGUCGUCUCCUCUGCAGACUGAUAAAAACAACCUUAAUGAACUGAGAACCUGCUGCCACACUCUGUUAACUGAUCCCAGUUAAGAACUCUGUGUGACAGCCAGACACCAGAUUGCAGUGGCUCAUGGGUAAUCAGUAAUGCAAUGAGCGAGGCUGUCAAAUUUUCAUGCUGAUAUCCAUCUAAGCUCCACAUGGGAAAAAUAAAUUAAAGAACAAAUAGACGAUGAAGAAAUAAUACCCUCCAUCUUGCUUUCUUGACCUUUUCUAUGGGACACAAACAACACAUUUGUGUUAGCUUUUUGCUUUUUUCAUAAAGUUUUAUGAGCGCUUAAAUCCUCAAAGUCAGGUGAAAACGGCGCCAAUACUAAAGACUGAAACAGACAGAAAUAUCCAACACAGUGUCACUGACGAUCCCGACAGUGAGCACUGAUUAUCUGUAGGAUAUUUUUGACUUUUUUUAUGUCUCAAUGCAAACGUAGACAAUCCUGUACAGCAGCUUCCUACAGCAAGGGUGAUGGAUCACUACAAACAGCUGCUGUGAUGCUUUCAUUUGUUUAGCAUCGCUAACGCGUCAAAGCUGCAUGUUGCUGUGCAGAUUCUCACUGGUUUAAUAAACGUCUCAGGGUCGCUGACUCCUCUCUACUACCCCCUUGUAGAUAAGUGGUCUUCAACACAGCCAUAACUCAGAAAGUCGAGUCACACAUCACACUUUGCAUUGUAGAGUCUUUUAAGGAAAUCUUUGAGAAACAAAUUCUACUUCCAACACACAAACUCAUGUGUGUCUUUAUGUCUCUGUGUGCAGUUUGUCGGUGCUGAAUGUUGACCAGGCUAUGAAUGAGAUGCUCUAGAACGCAGAGAAAAACACCUCCUCCUCUAAAGUUCAGUCCACCACCAACUGACAUGAGAGAUGUCAACUUCUUUUACUGCACAAACUACCACCUUAGAAACAGGCAACAUUUUUAUUAUCUUCCUUAAAUGCAACGCAGUCGCCAGGAAAAAAUGUCGUUUCUAACCAUAGGGAUGUGACAUUUGCACAUUAUUACGUAGGGGACACGCUGAAACUUGACGUUUUUAACAACUCUGUGGUUAAUGUGUGGUUAUGUUCAGACACAAAAACCACUUUGUUAGGAAAAGAUCAUGUUUUGGCUUAAAAUACAUGGUUUUGGUUACACAAUACCAGCUGGAAUAACAACAGCAAGUUGCUAAAAACACCCAUAUUUGGUGCCUAAACACUCGCUGGAAACGCAGCUCUGUCUUGGAAAAAAGCAAAAGCUUUUCAUGGUACUAUCCCUGCUGUAACGACAGCAAAGGGUCUCCAAAAUACAUCCACAUUUGGUGCCAAAAAGGUCGCUGGAAACAAAGCUCUGUCUCGGUAAAAUUAGCUGCUUUUUGUGGCAAUAUCCCAGCUGGUAAAACUGCAACAGGUCACUAAAACACCUACAUUUGGUGCUUGCAGCAAUGUCUUGAUGAAAAACAACCACUUGUCAUCGUACUAUCCCUGCUAGAAAAACAGCAACAGGUCGCUAAACACACGACAUUUGGUGCGUUAAAAGCUGCUGGAAAUGCAGCAAUGACUUGUUAAAUCACAACUGCUUUUGUCCUUUUUGGCCUGGAACAGCAGCCUGGAUGUCACGCCAUCCACCCUCCCCUCCACCUCCAGCAGUCAACAAAGUCAGUUCAUAUACUACGUCACUUAAGCUGGCAUAAUGACAUUAACAGAGAAUAUCAAUAUCACAGUGUUAAACUGUUAAAUAUGCGGUUAUACCCCAGCUAAUGACAUCACAGCUCACAGAAACCAGCCAUCAGAAGCUGCUGUCGGAGCAACAGACGGAAAGAUUUACCCCUUUAAAAAGAGCUCAAAGAAAUCCUGAUACAUCUUCACCCUCAACACAGUCUGAGCCCAUCGAAAGAACUCAAAUCUGAUUUCACAUGGAGAGCAAGGCUUUGGCUUUACAGAGUUUUAGGGCCCAGACAUCUAUCAGUCAGAGCGGUGUAGUUAUUCCAGACAUAUGAUCAGAGAGAGCUGCUGUCUCAUCUCCAGUGUACAUGAACAACCACCGAACUAACUCCUGUGAGUGUCGUCGGUCCUACAGAUUCAUUCAGACCAGUAAAAUCCCUGCAGCCGGUUUUGGUUCGGGUUUUUUUUUUGUACAACCAAAAUCUGAGCUAAUGAUACUAUUGACACACAUUUUACCAAUGAGCCUAAAUAAUAUUUACUGAAUAAUUUCAUUAUAUGACAAACUAUGACAGAGCUACAAUUAGAAAUGCGAAAAAAUGUAUAUAUAAGGAAAUGCUGUUUAUCGCUACAUAUAUUCUGAUGACCUCACCAAAACCACCACAGAAAAUUACUCACAUUUUACACAAAAGUUAGUGUAAAAAAUGUCAAAGUCUUUUGUCCAGCAAACAAAAAACUAUUCAAUAAAAAUGCACUGAUAUCUGAUACCAGUGGUUUUUUGUAUUUCCCUUUUUCUGACAGGGAAACAAAGUAAUCUUAAUUUUAAAAAUUAUACACAUAAUUAAAUCAUCCUUUAAAAUAACCUUUUAUGAAAAACAUUCCCUCUGUUAUCUGUUUUAUAUUGCUGUGAACACAUGAACAAUUUUCUCUUUCAAACAGCUGAAUUUAUUAAAGUUUCUCACCAAAAAACUACAUUUACAAGAUCACAUGUGAAUGAUAAGGCUUUAAUUUAUCUUCGCCAAGUGUUCAUUUCUACAGAACAGAGCUUGAACGCAUCAUAAUGUAAAUCAAUGCAACCUCGGCCUGCUGUUAGUUCCAGCCACCGGCUGCUGACAGCCCUGCUUUUUAGCCUGCGCAAAAUUGAUGAGACACGACAGAAAAACAUCGACCGCCGCCAUUUGUAAAUGUCAUGCUAUUUGCUGAUAGGCUGAUGGCAGACAGCAAGACGAAUAUCAGCUGAUAGUGAUGUACGGCCGGUAAAUCGGUGCAUCUACUGUUCAUGACAGCCAUCGAAAGCUAAGUCAAACAAGCAGCUUAUUGCGAUCCAUAUUUUUGUAUUGUUCAGUAGUGACCUCUAGUGGCCGUAGUAAUUAUGACGGGAGCAAAGGAGAGAGUCAGGUGACGUAACAUAAAGGGCAACAAAUCUACAUAGUAUGGUGGAUGGUCCAAACAAACACAGGACUUUCACACAGGAGACCAAAUGUCGAUGUUGAGUUAUUUCAACUUCUGUAGCUACGCAAGUUAACUUACAUAAUGUGCUUAACUUUCAUUACGUAUGUAACUUAAAUAACAUUACGCAUGCUUAUUUAAACCUAAAUCAUGAUCUUCUCCUAAACCUAACCUAAAGCUGGUGCAGCAGUCUCACAAUGUUAAAGUCAGUAGUUACCGGAUGUAACUCAUGUUCUAUGAGUGUGUGUGCUUUUUGCUGGUAUUCUCCAACGGUCAUAAAGGUUUCAAAAGUAGGGACCACUGGUUUAAAGUUGGAAAUUGAAAUAAAAAAAAAACCAAACAGGAGAAACUCAAAGGUUUAAAGGUGAUAACUGAAUGAGCUCAUGGUUAAACAAUACCGUAAAGUGCAUGCAGAGACAUAAAAUUCAUCAGAAUCCGAACCCUCCCAGCAGGUCCAAGUCUUUGAGGCUGUCACAUCAUUAUUUUCCAAUAAUCCCACUCUGUCUGUUUUGUUGAAGUUUUUACUCCUGACUUGUUUUUGUAGCUCCGCCCGUAUCAGAGUGACUGUUCAGGGGUUCGCUGGGUGUUUGCAGCUACUGUAUGAUGAUACUGAUGUUAAAGGUUAUUUGGGCCACAAAGCCUGUAAAAGCCAUAGAGACUAUUCAGCUUUUCCCUCCUCGUCUGUUUCCUGCUCUCUUUUUGUCCCUCGCUCCUUAUUCUAUUGUAUACUCUCAUAUUUAUUGACUAAUAUGAAAUAUUCCCUCAGAGAGUUUAUAUCACUGGUCACUAACACUGAGCUGAACAACUCGGCUUUUGUAUACAAUGAUGUCUACUUGUAUAUGACUACUUCCUUUCUGCUUCCUGUCUGUUCCUGUCUUUAGUUUUAGUAUUUGUUGUAUAGAGUUUUUUAAAACUUGCAACAGAUUUUAAAGACGUCUUUUUGCUUUAACAGUCUGUAAUUGUUUUUGUUCACAAUUCUCAUUUGAAAUGUGUUGUUUAAAUUAUUUUUUAACUUAUUAAGAGGAGUAUUACAUUUACACUUUUAGAAUAUCUUUCUUUUCCCAACAUGGCUGCAGGUAAAUACUGUCAACUGUUUUUUGUUUGUUUCUUUUUUAGUUGUGUGAACAAAAUUAACUUGUUUUUGUUUUGGGUUAAAAACAAAAAAAACAAAAAAAAAGAUCACUGUACGAUUUAUGCUAAUAACCAGAUGUUUUUGUUAGAUAGAAGAGUAGUGUUUUCACUUGUGAGCUCAAACUGGACAUUUUACCACACACACACUUUCUAACCGGGGACUUGUGUUUGUAAAUGUCGACCUGCUUCUCAACUUUCAUCCACAGAACUAGAAGAAAGUAGAAACACCACUUCCUGUAGAGGGUGAUGUCUACAGAUUAAGAUCAUUCAUUUUCCGUGGCGUUCAUUUAAAGGUGCAACAUGUUGCUGCUGCAGUUGCCUGAAAUUAACAGAAACAAUCAAAUAUGAUUUUUCUUCUUAAUCCCUGUGUAUGGAGAAGUAACUGCAGCGAGGAGCCUGUCAGCAUCUUGUAAACUCCUUCCUCGCUCAGCACCAUCGAUCAAUAACCCUGUCAGCGCUCAGCAGAUAUAUCAAGGACCACACUGUGACACCAGGCAGCCGAAAUCCAGCUUAACACACUUAAAUCACCUUUUCCUGCAGAUAUAAGGGACAAGCCUUCAAUCACGCACAACAUGAAGAAUGGAACAUUUUGUGGUGUAUGAAUACAGUAAGACAUCCAAACCACCUGAUUAUAGCUGUAAGGUCGGUAGAAAAGGUAUAUUCACGAAGGGAUGAGUACGAACGCUGCAGCAGUCUGUGCUCAGAUCUUUAUUAAAACAUUGUUCAUUCAGUUAGACAUUUUCAGUCGGCUAGUGUUACUGUUCGUCACCGCACUUCUCCUAGAUGUUUGUUUUAAUCAUUUAUACCAGAAAAAAUCUUGAAUUUCUUUGAGAAUGUUUUUACAAAAUUGAGUGUGGAUAAGAGCAGAGACGAGAAACAUUGCCAGUGUCAAAACUGAUGAAAUUGACUGCUGCAAUCUACGCUGUCCGUACUCUGCCAUCAUUUCGUCUUUAUUUGUUCACAAUUCCAAAAGUCUUGCAGAUACGAAUGAAACAGAGCGAUACCACAGGAGAACAUGGAGGCAGUGUAGCGUAGUUCAAGCGAGAUACGACCGUAGGAGACGACAAAAUCAUCUUUAAAAAAAAAAAAGGCAGAACACAACGAAUAAGUGAUGACAAUUCUUCAUCCUCGUGUCGCGAUGUAUUUAAUGACCUCGCAGACCACUGUCGUCUUUCUUGAUGUCUCCGCUCUUUAGUGCCAUCUAUUGGUUGUAUCUAUGCCAUCAUAAAGGAUGCAUAGAAAUAUGUGGGCAGUGAUGUUUGCAACGCUUGACAUGGACGAACCUAUCUCCCCACGUGAAGAAGUAUAAACUCCUUUAGUUUCUUUAUAGUUUAUUUCCUUUGGUGGAACAACGUUGUUGUUUCCUAGCAACCAGAAGACGCCUUGAAACGGUCAAUAAAGUGGUUGAAACCAGUUCCGCCUGCAGCAGCUCCAACAGCAACAUGCUGCUCUAACAGUGAUGCAUCAGUGUUAAUAGACUCAUGGUGUCAGGUAUCAGUCACAGGAGAACUUUUACUUGUACUCUGCGCUCAUUUCACCAUAUUUGUUCACGUUUUCUGAAACCUUAUGGAUAAGGACAAAACGGAGCAGUACCACCGUAAAUUGUGGGGGGCAGUGUAGCGUAGCACAAGGGAGACCUGGCUGUAUGACGUGAAGAAGACAUUUUAAAAAUGGCGCAACAGAACAAAUCGGUAGCGUAGUGAAAAGAAUCCAAUCGUCCAACUGUCAUGAGGAUUUAAUGGCCUCACAGAUCACCGCCAUCUACAAAGACGAACAAUAGUACGACCUCCUCCACCGUCGCCUUUUUUAACUCCGCCCUCUAGUACAAUCUAUUGGCUGUAUCUAUGCCAGCGUAAAGGACACACAGAAGUAUGAGGGCAGUGACGUUUACAGCAUUUGAAAUGGACGCAUCUAUUUCCACACAUCAAGGGAGUAUAAGUGAGCCUUUAGUGGAACAACAUUGUUGUUUCCUAGCAACCAAAAGACGCCAUGAAACAGUCAAUAAAGUUAUUUAAACCAGCUCCACCUGCAGCAGCUCCAGCAGUAACUUUAGGCAGUGAUGAUUACAACAUUUCCAUCAUGUUGCAUGUAAAGGGAGAAUGUGGAUCAGCACAUCAGGAUCGGGGUUGUUCUACUUGUUGUAGUUCUGUGGCAGAGAGAGUCCCUCCUCUGUGUGUGAAAGUAAAAAGCAACGUCCUUUUAUUUAUGUCCUUUUUCUUUCUUUUCAAACUAAACUGAUGCUCAGCUCGGUUUACUGUCCUUGCCGGAGUGUCAGAGACUAAUGCUGCAUGUUUGCUUGGCCUCACUAACACACACACACACACACACACACACAUGUAAAUACACACACAUGAUCUUGACAAUUAAAUUAGCACUCCUACAGAUCCAACCAUCUGACUUGUACACACACACACACACACACACACACAGGCCUCGGUCGUUGCACUGACUCCCUCUUCACUGACAGUGUGAACUAAAAGCAAUACUAAACAGAGCCGGAUGAGUAGCUACACAUUGGCAAGCAAAUAUAUGUGUGUGUACUUUUCAACUGUAACAAAUACAUUCAUAUUUAACUCGAUGGGUUGUCGAUGUGUAGAGUUCUCUGUUCCUUUUUCUUUGUUUCUAAAAAUAAUGAUAAUAAUGUGGUAUAUUAAACAAACUCACUUAUUUUUAUAAAGUCAAAUAACCUUGUUGAUGAACUGAACUGAACUGAACUGUGGACACCGUGUUUAAUCACGUCACUCAUCCGUCCUCUCCACGCUCACACCUUUUGUUUUCUUCAUUUCUCUUUCUGUUUCUCGUCCACGUGUCUCUCGUCUGUUUAUUUGCAUGAGUCUGACUUGAAUCAAUGUCUAUGCAAAAACAUCUCUGUGUGGUUCAGCUCAGUGAUCCAUGUGUGGGGUCACAUGGAGGCUGUGCUGGUGCUGGUGACGUGCAGCUGAAAUGAAAGGGCUACGGUGGACCAGGGGUCUGGCUCCUGAUGCAUCUGCCCUGAGGAUCAGUUGGUUAUUAGUUUACAGAUAAAUAUACCAAGUCCAAUCUGAUAAUUAUACUUACCUGAACGACACAGCCCUGGAAUUACAUGUAACCAGUUUGAUUUACUUUAUGUUUGAUAACCGAAUAACUUGUCGUUUUAUUCUUACUAAAAUUAUAAAACAAAACUCAAAUGCAAACACUUCUCUAAAGGUUAACACUGAAAUUGGAGCUGGACUUGUGAAGUACAAGUAUCGGCCAAAUCACAGGGUUUAUCUGCAAUAACUUCCGGGUAGAAGACCUUUGUGUCACAUACAGAAAAUCAAACGACGCUGAGCAAAUGCUGCAUCAGUUAGUUAGUUUUUAGCAACCUGAAAAAAAGACCAACCAAAAAACUCACUAUUAGUUUAAGUGUACGCUACAUGUAGAAUAUUUCUAUCACUUUACAUUGCUGUCAGUCAGCCUCUCCUAGUGAGGAACUGAAGUCGUUAUGUCACAGCCACCACACUCCACUGACAAAAGCUGUAAUUUUACUUUGCAGAUCACUGAAGUUGCCGCUCUACUGUGGCCUCGGUUGGUUAGUUGGGGUGGGACUCAGCACAGGAUUCACAAUCACGAUACUUAAUUUACGACACAAUAUUACUGCGAUUUUAAAUAUGUUGCAAUAUGCUGAGUAUUGUGAUAAAAUAUUUUGUGAUUACAAUAAAUUAAUGAAUUAUUUUUUAUUACAUUUUUAAAUUACAAAGGAAUUUUUUGUCAACAUCUGUUUAAUCUAACAAUAUAAAGUUUUCACUCUGUUCAUUUUAUUUCAUUCUUUUUUUCAGCAGCAAAAUGUAUCUAGUGAACUGAAAAAGCAACUGAUUAUUUUAUUCUAGUAGGCUACCUAAAGUUUAAUUUCUAUUUGUAAUAUUAAUAAUUUAUAGAAUAAAAAAAUCAGUACUAGGCACUGUGUGACAAUACGAUAUUGCCAUACAGAAAUAUCACAAAACUAUGCUGUAUUGAUUUUUUUUCCCCGACCCCUAUUGGUUAGCACGUAGGGUAAAGCCAAGACAAAAAACAGAUAAAGCGUUCACUUCCACUGACAUUGAUUUGUUUAGUCUUUUUUUUUUUUCUUUUUUUAAAAGGUGGCUUAAACACAUUUUGCCGCGGCUCAGUCCACACAGAAAAUUGCUUAUCUUCGGUGCCACUAAAUUUGGUUUAUUGAAGAUGAUAGCAAAGCAACACAGUACAUAAAACAUGCGCACAGCAGAAACAUCAAAUAGGUUGGACCACUGUGUUUAAAUAUAUAUAUAUCCUAAAAAGGUACAGCUAUGCCUGAAAAUGACAACAGGAACAAACAAGUCUGCCAUUUUUACAUGUCUCUGCAGUUGAGAUGAAUUCCUGUUUUCUACCCGGAAGUGACUGUUUGAUUUUGGCAACUCCACAACAAAAAGAAUCAAAAUUAGACUUAGAAAAUCCUUCAAAAGCUAAAUUCUACCCAUGAUUCCUCAACAGCAACUUUAACAGGACUCUGGGACUUUGUUUCUGCUUAAAUCUGCUAUUCAGUUUACACCCACAGAGUCCAGCCUUGUUCAAUUUGAACUCAUCACGCACUGCUUAGAGGAAAAUUAAUUCAACCUCUGGUCAGAUUUUUAAUGAACACAUUUUAUAACUCUGCGUUUUUGUGUAGCGAAAAAUGCGGUGCACAAUUCCCUUAUAAACAACAGACUCUUCAUGACAAUGGCAAACACAGAUUGCACUCUCAUUAAAUUUAAAGUCCUUCAUGGUUUUUGAGAAAAGUCAUUUUGCAGGUACACUUCACUGAACACGCUUCACAACUCGUACAGGUAUCUCUCAGCCUCAGAGGUGAACACAAGCUGAAAGAAAAUCACUCUUCAGGGUAAAUGUGUUGCAGGAAUCAGACCCUCAGGACAGCAGAUGGAGGUCUCAGCAACACUGUACAAGACUUUAUCAAACAUGGAGAAGGAAUUCACGAUGAACUGAUGCCCUCAUUCCAAGUGUUACUACAAAUACACACAUAGCUUGUACGGCAAACAAACAUAAAAAAUACACCCAAACACGCAUUCACUCUGAACCAACUGUUGAACAAAAAUGACUACGGUUAUGAAUAUUGUAUUGCACUUGAACAUGAAAAAUCCAUUAUGACAAGAUAUUCUCUACUGAGUAUGAAGUACUACCAUCUAUAUGUUUUAAUUUCUACUUCCCUGUGAAGGUGGGGAGGUUUGCUCUUUGUAUAUCAGCCUGAUGUGUUUGUGAUUCUCUGUUUUCUUUCCAUUCAUGCCAUGUUCUAAUAAAUAAAACCUA
Molecule: messenger RNA, 12318 nt
Organism: Epinephelus fuscoguttatus (brown-marbled grouper)
Lineage: Eukaryota; Metazoa; Chordata; Actinopteri; Perciformes; Serranidae
Gene: pcbp4
Product: poly(rC) binding protein 4
Exons: 15
Coding region: 365-1861 (498 amino acids)
Biological process (GO): negative regulation of mRNA splicing, via spliceosome
Cellular component (GO): nucleus; cytoplasm
Molecular function (GO): mRNA binding
Source: RefSeq, a predicted model, not a curated record